GGAUACUAGUCCCGCGGCUCAUUUAAUGAACAUAUCCAGCUGAUUGCCUUGUCUUCGUGUCUUAUUCGUAAACAACGGAGGUCCUCAGCUCGCACCUUAGGACAGGAUUAUAUUGGAAAAAUAGUGAGUAAGCUCCUUUUUGCGGAUCGGUUCAGAGUUGGACACCCGAAUUCGAUUUAUGCUCAUCAAACACAAUGUUGCAACCAGCAACCCUUAAAUUUACCAAUCCUCUCUAUGGCCAACUGAUUGUUGGCCCGCCGGGAAGUGGAAAAACAACGUAUUGUCAAAAUGCCUUCAAGUUCUACAAGGAAUUGGGCCGGCAAGUGGGUAUUGUGAAUCUCGAUCCGGCCAAUGAAAAUAUGGAUUACACAGCCUGUAUAGAUGUCAUGGAAUUGAUUACAGUACAAGAUGUAAUGGACAACAUGCAUUUGGGUCCCAAUGGCGCUCUAAUGUAUUGUGCCGAAUAUCUAGAGGAACAUCUUGAAGAUUGGCUUUUACCAAAUUUAAGGAAAAAAUCAGCUGAAUGUCGUUAUUUCCUUUUCGAUUGUCCAGGACAAGUAGAACUGUACACCCACCAUGCCUCCAUGUCGAGAAUAUUUGAACGUUUGGAAAGGGAAGGUUAUCAUUUGGUGACAGUGAAUUUAAUUGAUUCCCAUUAUUGUUCGGAGCCGAGUAAAUUUGUUUCCACCUUGUUGUUGGCCUUGAAUAUGAUGUUGCGUAUGGGUCUGCCGCAUGUGAAUGUCUUGUCCAAAGCUGAUUUGCUGAAACAGCACGAAGAUAAGUUGCAUUUCAGUUUGGAUUUCUAUACAGAUGUAUUGGAUUUGAAAUAUUUACUGGAAGUCUUGGAUGAUACACCUUCUUUGAAACGUUAUAAGAAAUUAAAUGCUGCCAUUUGUUCCAUGGUAGAGGAUUAUGCUUUGGUCUCAUUUCACCUGUUAGAUUCUCGCAGCACCGAGAGUAUGUUGCGUUUAAGAAAUCAUUUGGACAAAGCGAAUGGUUAUAUUUAUAAGGCGGGCGAGGAACAAAGUGUAAAUGCCUUGAUGGCAUGUGCUGUCGGUGCCGAGCCUGAAACGCUGCGGCAAAGUAAGGAUAUUGAUCCAUAUGUGUAGUUUGUAUUGAAAAAACGUUGAGUGUAGUCAUAUCAUUUUAGAAAUAAAAAAAAUAAGAAAUUCGAAAUAAA
Musca domestica (house fly) is the source of this 1180-nucleotide messenger RNA. Its product is annotated as GPN-loop GTPase 2. NCBI's taxonomy places the organism in Eukaryota, Metazoa, Arthropoda, Insecta, Diptera, Muscidae. The transcript has 2 exons. Gene Ontology annotation, cellular component: cytoplasm. Gene Ontology annotation, molecular function: GTPase activity. The coding region runs from base 195 to 1109 and encodes 304 amino acids. The record is from RefSeq and is a predicted model, not a curated record.